This is a messenger RNA of Coccidioides immitis RS, 1657 nucleotides long. RefSeq lists its product as uncharacterized. Lineage: Eukaryota; Fungi; Ascomycota; Eurotiomycetes; Onygenales; Onygenaceae. The coding region runs from base 681 to 1436 and encodes 251 amino acids. Gene Ontology annotation, biological process: positive regulation of DNA-templated transcription. The transcript is spliced from 3 exons. The record is from RefSeq and is a predicted model, not a curated record. Gene Ontology annotation, cellular component: nucleus. Gene Ontology annotation, molecular function: chromatin DNA binding; transcription coactivator activity.
AUCAAACAUAUGUUCGUGACGCCCAGACCCUUUGCAUUUCGACCCUUGCGCCAGCAACCGAUAGAGUUCGCCCAAAGAGCCAUCCUUUAUUAACUAGCUACCCCAUAGUUACUCCGUACUCCGUACUUCUACUACGCGGUCCUUGCCCACUGAUCCACGAGUUCGAUUCAAACUUCGGUCCUUCCGCGCACACACACCCGCGGAUUCGCGACACUUUUACGACAACGGGCCGUCAUCCCUCGUGCUGGUGAACUCUGUCGUUCCCCGUCCCCGGUCUUUUCCAUCAACAUAUUUUGCCAACAACCCCCCGUUUAUUCGAUGGCCACUUGCUGACCCAACGGGGUUUUAUUCUCCCAUCUUGCAUUUCGUCGCCCCGCCCCAUCCAUACAUACAUAUAGUUCCCGCUAACUAACGCAGCCCGCAAUAAGCCCAUCGGAAAGGGCACGUAAUUAAAGCCUGCAGCUAGCCGUCGGGUGGUCUAGCCCGCCUCGACUUCUCUCCUUGGGAUUUGGAGCGCGUUAACCUCGCUUUUUGGAGCAAGGAAUCACGUCUAUCAAACUCAGAUCCCUCUACGCCAUCGCAAAAGUGGGCAACUCGCGAGGUGUUAUUCCUGGUACUUCCGACAGAUAGUCCCUGCUCCAUCGCCUGCAGCUCUCUUGCUCUAGGCCGGCAUCUCAAUCAUGUCUAUAAACUGGGUUAUGCUCCAUGAAACAGAUGGUUUCGUCCGUUUGCCAAACGAGCGACUGAUAUACACAUCUCCACUUCGCACAACUAUCAGCUUGCAAGCCCUCAAUCCGCGCCCGGGAGACGAGUCGUUAUCCCUUCAAAGCAGCAACGGCCGCGUCCACCUCACGAACCAACGGAUUGUCUACCUCCCCGUCCAGCCAACUCCACAGUUUCAGUCAUUUUCGGCCCCGCUCCUGAAUCUCCAUGACACUUUUGUUUCAGCUCCUUUCUUUGGACCAAAUGUGUGGUCCGCGAUCGUUCAACCAGUUGUCGGAGGCGGUAUUCCACCGUCAAAUACAGCCGUUCAGGUAAAGAUGACCUUUAAGGAGGGUGGUGCCUUCGAUUUCCAUUCCGCCUUUGAGCGGAUCAAGGAACGUUUGCAGCAAGUGGUCGAGCAAGCUCGGGAAAACGGAAUGAUCUCUGAAAGAAGUUCGCAGCGUGACGGUGCCUACAGCGGAGUCAACUUUACUAAUGUCCACCUCGACGAACUCCCGGCCUACGAGGGCCCAAGUCCAACAUCAUCUUCCUUCCCCCCGCCAUUCUCCGGAUGCUCGAAUCCGGGCAAUGACCUGCACUCCAGCCAGAAUACACGGCACACCCCGCAUGAGGAGAGAUUCGAUCCGCCUACCGAGCCGCCUCCAGGCUAUGAAGAAGCCCAACAGCAGGGUGUGGCCAAUGACCUUGAGGCGCGACUUCGUCGGGCCCAAUAACCCAUAAUUUUCCUCUUACACUCCCGAUGCCAGGACAGUCUUUUUUCGUUGGGGUUUUAUCAGGUCCAACUGGACAGGUGGUGUUGUGUCUGGUGUAUUGCGUGCAUAGCGAGAGACAAACAUGUAGACAUUUGAUAUUUUAUUUCCCUAAUGACCCUACCGGCCAUGUAUAGAGUAUGUGCGUGUGCAUGAACAUAACCCUCAAGCGUUUGAUACCUGCG